Molecule: messenger RNA, 1002 nt
Organism: Suillus discolor
Lineage: Eukaryota; Fungi; Basidiomycota; Agaricomycetes; Boletales; Suillaceae
Product: PIN domain-like protein
Exons: 3
Coding region: 1-1002 (333 amino acids)
Biological process (GO): DNA recombination; mismatch repair; DNA double-strand break processing
Cellular component (GO): nucleus
Molecular function (GO): metal ion binding; 5'-3' DNA exonuclease activity; DNA binding
Source: RefSeq, a predicted model, not a curated record
AUGGGAAUAUCUGGGCUUUUACCCUUACUGAAAUCAAUCCAGCUUCACCGACACCUCUCAGACUUCGCUGGUCAAACACUUGCGGUGGAUGCUUAUGUCUGGCUUCACCGAGGUGUAUACGCCUGUGCCACUGAGAUAGCCACAGGAAAACCCUCUACGAAGUAUGUUGAUUAUGCUAUGCAGCGUGUUCGCUUAUUGCGCCAUCACAAAAUUCGUCCGUAUAUCGUGUUCGACGGUGGGCCACUCCCGGCAAAGCUGGGCACCGAGACUGAGCGCAAGCAGCGGAGGGAUGAAAACCUUGCGAAGGCAAAGGCGCUGGCGUCCCAGGGAAGACACAAAGAAGCCCGGGAAUACUUUGUUAAAUGUAUCGACGUGACUCCUCAGAUGGCGUACCAACUCAUAAAAGCCCUACGCGCAGAGAAUGUGCCAUACGUAGUCGCACCGUACGAGGCCGACGCUCAAAUGGCGUAUUUGGAGCGUGUUGGUCUUGUGGAUGGCAUCAUCACCGAAGACUCGGAUUUGCUUGUCUUCGGGUGUCGAAAUGUGCUCUUCAAGCUGGAUUCUACUUCAAGCACUAUUAUCUCAAUCUCGAGGGAGGACUUUGGAUCAGUGACUGCUACUGAAGGGGGUAUAUCACUUCUUGGAUGGUCGGAUGCUCAGUUUAGGGCUAUGGCUAUCCUUAGCGGAUGUGAUUAUCUGCCGAGCAUUCCAGGAAUCGGGCUGAAGACUGCGUGGUCCUUGCUACGGAAGUAUAGGAGCGUAGAGCAGGUUGUGCAAGCUGUAAGGCUCGAAGGGAAGAAGUCUGUGCCCAAAGGGUAUCUAGAAGCAUAUAAUCUGGCGGAGAAGGUGUUUUUGUACCAGCGUGUUUAUUGUCCCCUGGAUGAGAGACUGGUCAACUUGACAGAGAUCCCCAUGGGAGUUAAGUGGGGCGAUAAAGAGGAAUCGUAUAUCGGAGGGUCAGUCUCUGAACAAUCGCUUGAUGGAGACUUGAGCACUGAUUGA